UUGUCAUACCUUUACGGUAAAUGUGUUGGGUUCUGUUUGGACUGGAGUCAGCGUGGCGCUCUGCGAGAGACAUACUGCCUUGGAUCUGUAAACUAUUGGAAGGGAAGUUCCUUGUCUACAAGGAGUCAUAGGUCGUAACCGCCCCCCCCUAUCAGCCAUGAGCAGCAAACCCCAACCCCCUCUGAUGAAGAAACACAGCCAGACAGAUCUGGUGAGCCGGCUGAAGACCAGGAAGAUACUGGGCGUCGGAGGAGAGGACGAUGACGGAGAGAUACACAGGUCGAAGAUCAGUCAGAUGCUCGGAAAUCAGAUGAGGUUUGGCGUACGAGAGCCAAUAGGCCUCAGGAUAUGGAUUCUCAUGUCUGCUGUUCUGUUCACAACCAUAGCCUUAAUAGCUCUAGUGUUCCCCAGUCAGCUCUAUGAGUUUGUGUUUGAGCUCAGGACCACCAGGAUCUCCAUCAGACUCUAUGGAGGAGCACUACUCAGUGUCUCAUUGAUCAUGUGGAAAGGUCUGUACACAGCAGAGAAGGCCAUUAUCCAGUGGACCCUGCUGACCGAGGCCUGCCUCUUGUCUGUCCAGUUCCUGGUGACCAGCAUCACCCUCGUGGAGCUGGGUCUGAUGUCAAACUCUGCCAUCCUCCUCCUCCUCAGUGAAGUCCUCUUCCUCAUCAUCACACUCCUCUACUACUACCACCUGGGUCGCAGGACCAAGAAGACCCAGAACCAUACACAUAGUUCUGAUUAGACCCAGAACCAUAUACAUAGUUCUGAUUAGACCCAGAACCAUACACAUUGUUCUGAUUAGACCCAGAACCAUAGAUAUAGCAGUUCUGAUUAGACCCAGAACCAUAGAUCUAGUUCUGAUUCGACCCAGAACCAUAGAUAUAGCAGUUCUGAUUAGACCCAGAACCAUAGAUCUAGUUCUGAUUCGACCCAGAACCAUAGAUAUAGCAGUUCUGAUUAGACCCAGAACCAUAGAUAUAGCUCUGAUUAGACCCAGAACCAUAGAUAUAGCUCUGAUUAGACCCAGAACCAUAGAUCUAGUUCUGAUUCGACCCAGAACUAUAUAUAUAGCUCUGAUUAGACCCAGAACCAUAUAUAUAGCAGCUCUGAUUAGACCCAGAACCAUAUAUAUAGCUCUGAUUAGACCCAGAACCAUAGAUUUAGCAGCUCUGAUUAGACCCAGAACCAUAGAUAUAGCAGCUCUGAUUAGACCCAGAACCAUAUAUAUAGCAGUUCUGAUUAGAGCCAGAAGCAUAGAUAUAGCAGUUCUGAUUAGACCCAGAACCAUAGAUAUAGCAGCUCUGAUUAGACCCAGAACCAUAGAUCUAGCAGCUCUGAUUAGACCCAGAACCAUAGAUCUAGCAGCUCUGAUUAAACCCAGAACCAUAGAUAUAACAGCUCUGAUUAGACCCAGAACCAUAGAUCUAGUUCUGAUUAGACUCAGAACCAUAGAUAUAGCAGCUCUGAUUAAACCCAGAACCAUAGAUAUAGCAGCUCUGAUUAAACCCAGAACCAUAUAUCUAGCAGCUCUGAUUAAACCCAGAACCAUAGAUAUAACAGCUCUGAUUAAACCCAGAACCAUAGAUAUAGCAGCUCUGAUUAAACCCAGAACCAUAGAUAUAGCCCUGAUUAGACUCAGAACCAUAGAUAUAGCUCUGAUUAGACUCAGAACCAUAUAUAUAGCUCUGAUUAGACUCAGAACCAUAGAUCUAGCUCUGAUUAGACUCAGAACCAUAGAUCUAGCUCUGAUUAGACUCAGAACCAUAUAUAUAGCUCUGAUUAGACCCAGAACCAUAGAUCUAGUUCUGAUUAGACCCAGAACCAUAUAUCUAGCAGUUCUGAUUAGACCCAGAACCAUAGAUCUAGCAGCUCUGAUUAGACCCAGAACCAUAGAUCUAGCAGCUCUGAUUAGACCCAGAACCAUAGAUACAGUUCUGAUUAGACCCAGAACCAUAGAUCUAGCAGCUCUGAUUAGACCCAGAACCAUAGAUCUAGUUCUGAUUAGACCCAGAACCAUAGAUCUAGCAGCUCUGAUUAGACCCAGAACCAUAGAUACAGUUCUGAUUAGACCCAGAACCAUAGAUACAGUUCUGAUUAGACCCAGAACCAUACACAUAGUUCUGAUUAGACCCAGAACCAUAGAUCUAGUUCUGAUUAGACCCAGAACCAUACACAUAGUUCUGAUUAGACCCAGAGCCAUAGAUACAGUUCUGAUUAUACCCCCUCUCCCCAAACAGUGUUAGAACUAUCAAUUUGAUAUCAUGGAUGGUCAGUCCUUGCAUCCAUAACUCUGUCUUAUGAAUUUGAGAGUGUUUACAAAUCUCCAACCCCAUCCCUCAGCUUUUAACCAAAACAGUGGUGGGGUGGACACGUUGUUAUUGUUUCAACUGCAGAUUGCCCCUUGACGGUCUGUUUAGAUAAAACCCAACCUUUAGAUUGUGCCUCCAAAGCAGCACUCCAGUCAACGUGACUGCUUGGUGCUCACGCUGCCCAAAUGGCCCCCUAUUACUUACCCCACAUAGGACUCUGUUCAGAAGUAGUGCACUAUAUAGGGAAUAGGGCUCUGGUCUAUAGUAGUACACUAUAUAGGGAAUAGGGCUCUGGUCUAUAGUAGUACCACUAUAUAGGGAAUAGGGCUCUGGUCUAUAGUAGUACCACUAUAUAGGGAAUAGGGCUCUGGUCUAUAGUAGUACCACUAUAUAGGGAAUAGGGCUCUGGUCUAUAGUAGUACCACCAUAUAGGGGAUAAUAGGGUGCCAUUUUUCAUGCACACUUCGAUCCCAGUUUCGUUGAGACAGCCCCAACCACUUAAAUCCAUUGUGUUCACAGAUAAAGCUCUGGUUUCAUUUUGUUUAGGAAAGGAUCUUUUUAAAUCUGAUUGCCAAAUAAUAAGGUGAUUGUAUUUUGCGAUAUGCCACAUAUUACAAGACACGUAAAUACACAUGUGCUAGUUACUGAACAUGUACCUGCAGACAGAGAACAGUGUUGUUUUCAGACUGUCUCUUCUGUAGAUACCAAGUCCCGUGAGUCAUGUAGAACUUGUAUAAGCCUGUUUGGGGAACCUCGAGUUAGGGGCAGAACUUGUGUGUAGAGAGUGAACAUACUUUAAUUGGCAGUACAAGAUAUGUAUUUUAAGACACACAGCUUUGUCUGUUCAUGUAGGUCUGGCUCAGAGAACGACUACUGUUGUUUAAUGUCCUCCUUCAUGUAGGUCUGGGUCAGAGAGUGUUGUCUAAUGUCCUCCUUCAUGUAGGUCUGGGUCAGAGAGUGUUGUCUAAUGUCCUCCUUCAUGUAGGUCUGGGUCAGAGAGUGUUGUCUAAUGUCCUCCUUCAUGUUGGUCUGGGUCAUGUUCAUAUUGGUGCAAAACAGAAGAAAAAAAACAGAGUGAAACAGUGAGGUACUUACUUACCUGUUCAAUAAGAAUCGCUCUUGUCAGUUUUUUCCCGUUGCGUUCCCUGAUGAACGCACCGCUGGUUUUGUUCUGUAGUAAUAUAUGUUGUAUUAAAGGACAAUAACACUGGUUUUGUUCUGUAGUAAUAUAUGUUGUAUUAAAGGACAAUAACACUGGUUUUGUUCUGUACUAAUAAUAUAUGUUGUAUUAAAGGACAAUAACACUGGUUUUGUUCUGUACUAAUAUAUGUUGUAUUAAAGGACAAUAACACUGGUUUUGUUCUGUACUAAUAUAUGUUGUAUUAAAGGACAAUAACACUGGUUUUGUUCUGUACUAAUAAUAUAUGUUGUAUUAAAGGACAAUAACACUGGUUUUGUUCUGUACUAAUAUAUGUUGUAUUAAAGGACAAUAACACUGGUUUUGUUCUGUACUAAUAUAUGUUGUAUUAAAGGACAAUAACACUG
Oncorhynchus mykiss (rainbow trout) is the source of this 3857-nucleotide messenger RNA. The record is from RefSeq and is a predicted model, not a curated record. NCBI's taxonomy places the organism in Eukaryota, Metazoa, Chordata, Actinopteri, Salmoniformes, Salmonidae.